CGUGCUCUGCGCGCUGCGUGCUCUUUGCGUCUGCGUAGUUCACCCAACUCCUUUUCUGCCUCCGCUGCGGCGAUGGCGCCCGUGAAAAAGCUUGUGGUGAAGGGGGGCAAAAAAAAGAAGCAGGUCCUGAAGUUUACUCUUGACUGUACCCAUCCUGUAGAAGAUGGAAUCAUGGAUGCGGCCAAUUUUGAGCAGUUUCUUCAGGAAAGAAUCAAAGUGAAUGGAAAAGCUGGGAAUCUCGGAGGAGGUGUUGUAACAAUCGAAAGAAGCAAAAGCAAGAUCACUGUAACUUCCGAGGUGCCUUUUUCCAAAAGGUAUUUGAAAUAUCUCACCAAAAAAUAUUUGAAGAAGAAUAAUCUCCGUGAUUGGUUACGCGUAGUUGCUAACAGCAAAGAAAGUUACGAAUUACGUUACUUCCAGAUUAAUCAAGAUGAAGAAGAGGAGGAAGAUGAGGAUUGAAACUCAGUUAUCUGGAGUAUUUUGUAUGAAUUCUUAAAUAAAAUUUAGGAAACAAAAUGGUGGCUUUCCUUGUAUCUCUGCAGUGUGGAUUGAACAGAAAAUUGGAAAUCAUAGUAAAAGGGCUUCACUUGGGCUGCCACUGACUUACUUGUAAUUAAAUUUUUUUUUCUGCUUGAAAAUUUCAAUUCUUUUGGUAGAAAUACCAAAACGGGUAAGUCUCCUUCAAGGGAACUGACUACUGUUUGACAUUGAACGGGUGGAUGAGGGCUGCAGAGGUGUGAGUUCAGUUAGUCACUAUUUUACACAAAAAGGGGUGGGUCAGGUUCGUCUGGUACUUUGCUCAAAGAUUGAGGAAUGCAAAUGUGGGAACUCGUGAUCCACUGAAAGCAGAUCCAGUGAUGUGGUUCUGAGGUUCUUUUUUGGGGAAAGUGGCAUUGUUGGUAAAAUGCAGGCUUUGGGGGCAUUUGUCUUUUCAUUUUCUGAUUACAAAUUACUC
Molecule: messenger RNA, 955 nt
Organism: Kogia breviceps (pygmy sperm whale)
Lineage: Eukaryota; Metazoa; Chordata; Mammalia; Artiodactyla; Physeteridae
Gene: RPL22
Product: ribosomal protein L22
Biological process (GO): cytoplasmic translation
Cellular component (GO): ribosome
Molecular function (GO): structural constituent of ribosome; RNA binding
Source: RefSeq, a predicted model, not a curated record